AUGAGCAAGGCGGCGAAGAAGCGCCUCGAGCAAGAGAAGCGCGUCGACUCGACCGUGUUCCAGUACGACGAGGUGUGGGACAAGAUGCAGGAGGCGAAGGUGAAGCAGAAGGAGGCAAAGGAGGUCGACUCGAAGGAGCGCAAGCCCAAGUACAUUAGCGGCCUACUUACGUCGGCGGCGACGCGCCGGCUUGACCAUUUGAGGGCCGAGGAGAAGAUGAUCCAGCGCGAGCGCGAACUGGAGGGCGACGAGUUCAAGGACAAGGACGCCUUCGUCACACAAGCGUACAAGGACCAGAUGGCAGAGCUCCGGAAAGCGGAAGAGGAGGAACGGAUACGCGACGAGGAGGAAAAGAAGAAGAAGGCGAAAGGAGUGGGCACAGGAAUGGCCCACUUCUACCGAAAGCUGCUAGAGGAGUCCGAGCAAAAGCACGAGCAGACGGUCGCGGCGACCGAAGCACCUACAAUAGGGCCGCAGGGCCCCUCGCAGAAUCUCACGAUCACGAAACCCGCCGACUUCACGCCCAAAUCCGACGUCGAAUUGGCACGGGUAGCGCGGGAGCAGGGGAAAGACGUCGAGCUCAACGACGACAACCAGAUCGUCGACAAGCGGGAGCUGCUCUCCGCGGGCCUCAACUUGUCUGCACCUAAUACGCGCCGUCUCGGGCUGCACAACUCCUCCAAGACCAGGUCGGGGUCCGCCGAACCGGCACAGGUCCAUCGAGCGGUUGGGACCGCCGCAACCAGGAAGGAGAUCAACGAGCGGCGGGCGCGGGAAGUCCAGCGACAACUGGAGGAAGAGCAGGAGCGUCUCGCGGCAGAGAAACAGAAGCGGGACGCGGAGAAUCUCAGCCGGACUGUAGCCAAGCGGAACAACGAGGACUCGGUGAAGAGUGCGAAGGAGCGGUACCUGGAGCGCAAGCGGCGUCGAUUAGAGGAAGGGGCCGUGGACACUGGCGCACCACCAGAUUCAUGA
This is a messenger RNA of Trametes versicolor FP-101664 SS1, 975 nucleotides long. RefSeq lists its product as uncharacterized. The record is from RefSeq and is a predicted model, not a curated record. Lineage: Eukaryota; Fungi; Basidiomycota; Agaricomycetes; Polyporales; Polyporaceae. Bases 1 to 975 code for a protein of 324 amino acids. Gene Ontology annotation, biological process: regulation of alternative mRNA splicing, via spliceosome. The transcript has 3 exons.